GCAAGCUGCUUGGAAUUAAGUAAGGCGGUGCCUGAUCGACAUUACCCUAACCCGGUUUCUACUGCAUCUGGUGCGAUGACUUCUACUACAACUCCCCGUCAACGACACGUCCGAUAACCCGCCGAACGAGGGCCCCAACACCAGAAGCGCCUCGUGACUACUGGAUUACGGGUACAACGACUUUGGGAUCGGACUCGUCGCACAGGGACUCGGCAAGACGGAGGACCAGCAGAAGUACUUUGCAAAAUCGGGUGAGGGUUUUUGGUCUCGCUCUCAGCCGCGCUGACCGUGCAUGCUCAACACGGCGCGAUCCUGCUGGUGGUCAUCAUGCACAGCGCGGAUGUCAUGGCGACGCUACUGGAUCUCAAGCGUGAGGCCGAAGAGCGCACAGGGGGGCGUCCUGCGCAUGGCGUUCACUGGGCGUUCGAGGCGCACCUGCUCGCCACGGAGAUCGCGCAGGCCGGGGUCAGUGUCGUCAUUGCCCCAGGGAAGCCGUUCCCCGCGACGUUCGAGAUGCGCAGGAGCAUCCCCGGCUCGCCACUCACGCAGGACUUGUCGUUCACCAUCCUGCUCAAACACGGCUUUAACGUCGGCAUCGGCAUCGAACAGGUUUACCUCGCGCACAGCGCCCGAUUCGACAUGUCCAUGACGCAGGUAAAGUCCGCCGGGGUGAUCGAUCGCGCGACAACGCAUGCGAUGGCGUCGACCAACAUUGACCGCGUGCUCAGGUUGGACUCGCGCACGGAGGAGCUCGUUGCGUACCGCGGUGGCGGGGUGUUCGACAUGGCGAGCAAGGUCGUCGCUGUCGUUUCCGAGCGGCGGGGGACGGUGGAGCAGUUCUAG
Molecule: messenger RNA, 843 nt
Organism: Mycena citricolor
Lineage: Eukaryota; Fungi; Basidiomycota; Agaricomycetes; Agaricales; Mycenaceae
Source: the annotation of a GenBank genome assembly